AUGGCAGGUUGGGAUCAGUACAUCACAAAUUUGACAAGUCAAGGUGUUACACACGCUGGAAUUUUUGGUAAUGAUGGAUCUCGCUGGGCUGCAUCUCCAAGUUUUCCGAAUAUUGAUCACCUUAGAGAUGAAUUGCCGAAAGCUUUCUCUGCGCAACCAUCUGGUGUUGUAGUUAAUGGUGAAAAAUAUAUAUUUAUUCGUAACCAAGAUCAUUUUGCUGUCUUUCGAAAAGGUGCUGAUGGAAUGGUUAUUGUAAAAUUAAACCAAGCUUAUAUUGUUUCAAUUGGUGUCAAUCAAAAACCCGAAAUGUUAGUGGGAGCAACAAGCAAGAUCGGUGAAUAUUUAAAAAAUUGUGGCUAUUAG
Messenger RNA from Adineta steineri, 363 nucleotides. The record is from the annotation of a GenBank genome assembly. Lineage: Eukaryota; Metazoa; Rotifera; Eurotatoria; Adinetida; Adinetidae.